AUGCCACGCUACCUUGCACUCAACUACUUGGAGCUGUUAAACCGAGAGAGAAGACACCUCUUAGACAGGUGCCUUUUUCCUGUUCCUGGACAAAUAGAAUCGAUUGAUCAGUACCCACACCACGGGGACCUCCCUAGCAAGUAUCUCUUUCCUUGGAAACCACUUGUUAUUGAAAAAGGUGUGGCCAAGAGGACGUUGGAGGAGGAGCUUGAUGGACUGAAAUUUGAAGGAAAACAUGAUCCACUUGAGAUGUAUAGUACUGACGAACAGCAGCAUAAUUAUAGUGCUACUGGUUCUGAAGUUGAUCUUUUUGAAAGAGCAGCUGCUGAUCUUAUCAUUAAAACUGAGAUUGAAAACAUUAGGAGAGUCGAUGGAAUAGAAGACUUCAAUUACGAACCAAUUAAUAUUGACCACUGUGACAUCACUGGAGACCCGGUCCUAUUCCUCCUUGAAGAACCAUUAGAUCACUCACUGGUCUCCCCUCCAAUAUUACAUACUAGCCUGCCUAGUGUUGGGGCAUUGCUGAAAAGACUCAGACCCAUUUUAGUACAGGACCCCUUGGUGGAUAAAAUUGGACGGAAAUAUGAAAUAAGAUUAGAAAAUCUAACUAUUUCUCUGACUAUCACAAAUCCUAUGACUUCACAAGUGGAGUCUUUUACCAAAGAACCUUUAGACGAAGCUGAAUACUCCACCCACCUCAUUGAAAACCCACUAACACUCCACAGACCUUUCAGCCCCAAACCAAUCACCCAAUACAUUAAUGAAGAGCUGCAAUCAUUAGCAACAACAGAAGGAUCGGAGGAACUAGAAGAUAAAGAAGGAUUAAUAGAUAUUGGUGACAUGUGCAAGGAUUUGACUCAAUCGUUGACAAGAGAUAGAGGAGGAGGUGUACCUGCAGUUACUGACAGGUUUUUAUUAGCGAGUUCAUUUGGUGAUUCUGUUGGUAAUGGAUCUUGUUCCUCUGCUGGAUUGUGUUUUGAGGAUUUGAACAAUACAGGUUUAGGAACAGAAGUUUCAAUGUUUGAGUCUCAGUUAUUGGAGAGUCCUGAGAUCCUGUCUGCUCUUGAAGUUCCUGAUUUCUUAGGAACUGAACUGAUUGAUCUUGUUGUGUUUGAUGAUGAUACACUACUGAAUGAAAGGUUGUUGAGUGUGUCAGAUGAGAGGAGACUGUUCAACAGGUUAAGGACACUUGAUCACACCUUCGAUAGCAUUGCAUCAAAAGUACUACCUUGUACUGAUAUUACAGUACAGUUAGGUGAUAUUAAUAAUAAUUUAAUUGAUCAAUCAAUUUCAACACUUCAACCCAUUAAACUUCACGGAGAUUUGGAGUUAUCAUUGCCCUGGGACCCAGUAUUCUAUUCUUCAGUGAGUAUGAGAGAUGCUGUUAAUAAUACACUAACCAGAUCAUUCCAUGAUACUGGAGGUAGUGACUGUACUGCUAUAGCUACUGAUCAUAAUGGACAGUCUGUAGUAUCACUGGGGGCAAUGGAUAUUGAGAAGGCUGGGUUUGAUAUGGAUUACAUUAGAUGGGUUAAUGGUUUUGAUGCUACCCUGAUGUCACUUAAUCAACCACCACCUACUACCAAUAGCACCAGUAUUAUUACUAAUGAGGUAUCCAUCACUUCAACUACAAGAUCUCUCUCUCACUCUCUCUCUCUGCCUCCAUCACUUACUUCAGCUACUACUAAUGUCAAUAUAUCUUCAGGAUUUGAUAGCUUUCUAUUGUUAAGAGGGAUGGGAGAUGUGGGUGCGGCUUUGAACGACCCCAUUAAUAAAGCUGCUCCUAGUUCUGUUUCUUUAUUAUCGUCUGGUGAACGCAAUCAACCGACAAUCAGUGAUUCAUGCAAUAUCAUUGAACCUGAUUCUGAUCUGAUUCUUGUUAAAGCCAAAGAUAGGCCUGUCACACGAGUAGAGAUACAGGUUUCUAUAACAGGAGAUUACAAGAGAUUACUGGAACGUCUCAAUUCUCUGACUAGCCCAUUGCUGAAGCAGUUCCUGGGUGUGGUUAGGGGUGUGGCUAACAAGGCGCUAUUAUCUGACGUUCCCAUUGACUCUCUAAAGUUCUUCAUGAAACAACAAGAAAUGAAUUGUCAUUGGAAUACCACUGAUAAUUAUGUUUCCAGUCUAGUAUUAUUCAUUAUUGGGUCUCUUAUUCGUGAACUGUUGAAUACCUCAAUACAAUCAGCAAUGGAUUUAUUUAACGGAUUAUGUAAUAAAUACAGGACACUGAUCCUCUCAUCACAUAAUCACAAACCAUUCCUAAGCAAUAUUAAUAUUAAGUGGAAGACCUUUGAGGAAGGAGGGCAGGGAUUUAGUGGUGGGCCAACUUAG
Messenger RNA from Amphimedon queenslandica, 2331 nucleotides. RefSeq lists its product as uncharacterized. The transcript has 15 exons. The record is from RefSeq and is a predicted model, not a curated record. NCBI's taxonomy places the organism in Eukaryota, Metazoa, Porifera, Demospongiae, Haplosclerida, Niphatidae. Bases 1 to 2331 code for a protein of 776 amino acids.